Molecule: messenger RNA, 2287 nt
Organism: Oncorhynchus mykiss (rainbow trout)
Lineage: Eukaryota; Metazoa; Chordata; Actinopteri; Salmoniformes; Salmonidae
Source: RefSeq, a predicted model, not a curated record
UGUAACUGUGAGAGGUGGAGAGGAGAUGAAAGGAUCAGAUUUAACUCAUCAAAGAGAAAGACCAGACUCAGUGGAACCAGAGCCAGGGACGUCCAAACCCGCAAGACGACACCAGUGCUCCUACUGUGGAAAGGGUUGUAACCGGUUAUGGAACCUGAAACAACAUGAAAAAAUGCACACAGAGGAGAAGCCUUAUCACUGCUCCCAGUGUGGCAAGUGUUUUAACCAGUUAGGGAACCUGAAACUACAUGAGAGAAUACACACAGGGGAGAAGCCUUACCACUGCUCCCAGUGUGGCAAGUGUUUUAACCAGUUAGGGAACCUGAAACGGCAUGAGAGAAUUCACACAGGGGAGAAGCCUUACCACUGCUCCCAGUGUGGAAAGUGUUUUGAGCGGUUAGGGAACCUGCAACAACAUGAGAGAAUACACACAGAGGAGAAGCCUUAUCACUGCUCUCAGUGUGGCAAGUGUUUUAAUCAGUCAGGGAACCUGAAACAGCAUGAGAGAAUACACACGGAGAAGCCUUUUCACUGCUCCCAGUGUGGAAAGUGUUUCAACCGGUCAGUGAAGCUGAAACGGCAUGAGAGAAUUCACAAAAUAAUUCACAAAAGGGAGAAGCCUUACCACUGCUCCCAGUGUGGCAAGUGUUUUAAUCAGUUCGGGAACCUGAAACGGCAUGAGAGAAUACACACAGGGGAGAAGCCUUACCACUGCUCCCAGUGUGGCAAGUGUUUUAAUUAUUUAGGGAACCUGAAAUGGCAUGAGAGAAUACACACAGGAGAUGCCUUACCAUUGCUCCCUGUGUGGAAAGUGUUUCAACCAGUUAGGGCACCUGAACUGAAAGAGGAAGAUGGGAAAGAGGUUGUCAAAGUGGAAGGGGAGGAGGUAGAAGCUUUCAGAAUCAAAAAGGAGGAAGAUGCCGUAACAUUGAAAGAAGAGAAUGUAGUGAAAGAAGAGGAAGAACCUUUUAGAGUAAAAGAGGAAGAGGAGGCUAUCUCAAUAAAAAAGGAGGAAGACGUUUUGGGAGUGAAAGCGGAGGAGGCUGAAGAUCAGACUACCACCAGUGACCCUUCCUCCCUCCCGGAGUCACCGUGUCGUACCUCUCCCGGUAGCACCUUACUGCUGGGUAUGAAGAGGUUGUCUGUGCUGCUGGUGGACUGCAGGAAAACAACGGGGCUGAGUGUAACUGUGAGAGGUGGAGAAGAGAUGAAAGGAUCAGAUUUAACUCAUCAAAGAGAAAAAACAGACUCAGAGGAACCAGAGCCAGGGACGUCCAAACCAGCAAGAAGACACCAGUGUUCCCACUGUGGAAAGGGUUGUAACCACUUAAGUGAGCUUAAACGACAUGAGAGAAUGCACACAGGGGAGAAGCCUUACCACUGCUCCCAGUGUGGAAAGAUGUUUAACCGGAAAGGACACCUGAAAGCUCACGAGAACAUUCACACAGGGGAGAAGCCUUACCACUGCUCCCAGUGUGGGAAGUGUUUCAACUGGGCAGGGGAUUUGAAAAAACAUGAAAGAAUACAUACAGGAGAGAGGCCUUACCACUGCUCCCACUGUGGAAAGUGUUUUACCCAGUUAGGGGCCCUGAAACCGCACGAGAGAAUACACACAGGGGAGAAGCCUUACCACUGCUCCCAGUGUGGCAAGUUGUUCACCUGGUCAGGGGAUCUGAAAAAACACGAAAGAAUACACACAGGGGAGAAGCCUUACCGCUGCUCCCAGUGUGGCAAGUGUUUCAACGGGGCAGGGGAUCUGAAAAUACACGAAAGAAUACAUACAGGAGAGAGGCCUUACCACUGCUCCCACUGUGGCAAGUGUUUCAACGGGGCAGGGGAUCUGAAAAUACACGAAAGAAUACAUACAGGAGAGAGGCCUUACCCCUGCUCCCAGGGUGCCAUGCUUUUGCCCAUUUAGGAAGCCUGAAAGAACAUGAGACAGAGGGGAAUGCUUACAAAAGGUUAGAUUUUGGGAAAAGAUAUUACUCAUAACAAUCACUUAAACGUCAUUAGAGAAUCCACACAGGAGAGAGAAAUUACUUCUCUUAGCAUGUAUAUUGAUAUUUCACAUCUAAUUUUUCUUACAAUUCAUCAGAGAACAUACACAGUGCUCCCAUUGUCUUAUAUUGUUGCCUCAUAAUGUGUUUCCCUGUUUUUACCAGAUGAAAUUGCUUCUUCCAAUUAUUGAGUAACAUGUACCUGUUAAGAAACUGACUGUUAGAACUGUUAAGGCUCCAUGGAUUGAUGAGGAAUUUAAAAACUGUAUGUUUGAAAGAGUUGUGGCAAA